AUGUUCAUGCGCCGCCAGCUCGCCCACGAGGCACCACCUCUCUACCGCAGCUUCACCACUACCACCACCACCGCGCGCCCGAGAACCCCCCAGCCUCCUCUCCAAAUCUGUCGCGCAUGCAGAAGACCGGCUCCCAAAUCCCCCCCCGCAGACGACGAAGCCGAGCCCCCCCCAAAAGCCUCCCCCAUCCCCAAGACGCACUACGACUUCUUCCCCCUGACGCUGCCGUCCGGGCCUCCGCCCGCUGGGCCCUUCAAGAUCGACGCGCGCGCCCUCCGCAGGGAGUUCCUGCAGCUGCAAUCGGUGGCGCACCCGGACCGGCAUCCGCAGGAGCUCAAGAGCCGGGCGGAGGCGACGAGCGCGCGCAUCAACGAGGCGUACAGGACGCUGCUGAACCCGCUGCUGCGGGCGCAGUACCUGCUCGGGCUGAGGGGCAUCGGCGUCGUGGACGACGAGAGAGCGAAGGUCGAGGAUACGGGCUUGUUGAUAGAGGUGCUGGAGGCGAGGGAGACGAUUGAGGAGGCGGAUGGGGAGGAGGAUCUGCUGGAGUUGAGGGAGGCUAAUGAGGGGCGGAUAGAGGAGAGUGAGAGGGUGCUUGAUGGGGCGUUCAGGGAAGACGAUAUGCAGCUGGCGAAGGCGGAGGCGGUAAAGUUGAGGUAUUGGGUUAAUAUUAAGGAGAGUCUGGAUGGGUGGGAGAAGGAGAAGCCGGUGGUAAUUGUGCAUUAG
This is a messenger RNA of Drepanopeziza brunnea f. sp. 'multigermtubi' MB_m1, 726 nucleotides long. NCBI's taxonomy places the organism in Eukaryota, Fungi, Ascomycota, Leotiomycetes, Helotiales, Drepanopezizaceae. The record is from RefSeq and is a predicted model, not a curated record.